Cololabis saira (Pacific saury) is the source of this 1016-nucleotide messenger RNA. It is a transcript of the gene prl2, whose product is annotated as prolactin 2. Gene Ontology annotation, biological process: positive regulation of receptor signaling pathway via JAK-STAT; response to nutrient levels. The record is from RefSeq and is a predicted model, not a curated record. Gene Ontology annotation, molecular function: hormone activity. The transcript is spliced from 5 exons. The coding region runs from base 1 to 804 and encodes 267 amino acids. NCBI's taxonomy places the organism in Eukaryota, Metazoa, Chordata, Actinopteri, Beloniformes, Belonidae. Gene Ontology annotation, cellular component: extracellular region.
AUGCACAGCUCCAGAAGCACCGAGCUAAAGGGCAUCUCCUUCCUGCAGGCUGUGAUGCUGCUGAUCCCAGUGACCUGCACUUCACUGCUGCAACAGCACCCACUCAAUGAAGAGUUUAAUCUGUGGUUUCCAGCGUGUGCUGCAGGGCUGCUGCUGGUGUGUCUGGUGCUGGGCAGCAACCGGGCCGGCGUGCAGGCGGCUCCCCUCUGCACCAGCGCCCAGGCCGGCUGUCACAUCCUCUCCCUGGCCAACCUGUUCGACCGCGUCAUCCAACACUCCGCCAGGAUGCACGGGAUCUCCAAUGACCUCCACUCCGAGUUUGAGCUCUCCAUCCUCCCCAGUAAGAACCAGAUUGGCCGGGUCAGUCGCAACUGCCACACCUCGACCAUCCUCACCCCAAACGGCAAGGAGAACGCUCAGAGAAUGGCGUGGGAGGAGCUGACGGAGGUGAUCCUGAAGCUGCUGGUGGCGUGGAGAGAUCCUCUCUGGCACUUCCACCAGAACAUGGCUCACCACCCAGACCUCAGUGACUUCAGCUCCAACAAGUCACUGGAGAUGAGUGACAUGGUGAAGGAGCUACGCCAAGGUGUGCAGAAAGUGGUUGAGAAGAUGAAGAUGUUGGGAAUAAUCAGCAACUCCGUCAGCAGCCUGGGUUCCCCCGAGGCCUUGUUGGCACCAGACAGCUCUGAGUGGCGCCUCAUGAAAGACUAUGACCUCCUGUACUGCUUUCGCCGAGACUCCGACAAGAUCCAGAACUACCUGAAGAUCCUCAAGUGUCGCAUUGUUCCAGAGCACGGAUGCUAAAAGUGUUUAACCUUUGGAAAUGCUUCAUUUAUUCAUUUAUAGACGACACAGAUAAAGCAGUGGUUUUUGCUGUGCUUUCUCUCUGCAGAUUAUCAGACGUUUGCUGAUAAGAUGUAUAUAUUUUUUUCAUUCUUCAGUUCUUCCAUCACUGAAGAGCCACUGGAAACCAGUGACUCUGCCUAGCUUGUACUUCAUGUCUGAUAAUAUGUUGU